GAUUCCAUAUGGUGACCAUUGCUACUAUUUUUCUAGGACAUCAGCAACGUUAAAAGAUGCAGUUACAAGUUGCUAUGGAAUGAGUUCAACUUUAGUGGAACCGAAUGCAGUUGCAGAGGAAAGAUGGCUGCUCGUCCAGGGUGUAGUUAGAGGCAUUAAAAACCUAUGGAUAGGCGUCACAGAUUUGCUUCAGAACCACAGUUUUGUGUAUAUUUCUAACGGUAAUGAUGUUCAAGAAGCUUACAACAACUGGGAUAAAGGACAGCCCAACUCAGGGAACACAGAACAUUGUGUUGCUCUCGCUGCUGGAUACAAAGGAUGGCAUGAUUAUUCCUGUGACUUUAGUUUUAUUUUGUGUGCAAGAUACAAAAAAAUUAAUCUAUAAAUAAUGUACUAAAAAUUAUCGCCAUCCCGAUUAUGAAUACAGUUUUAAUUGCAAAAU
Molecule: messenger RNA, 442 nt
Organism: Saccostrea cuccullata (small rock oyster)
Lineage: Eukaryota; Metazoa; Mollusca; Bivalvia; Ostreida; Ostreidae
Product: lithostathine-like
Exons: 3
Coding region: 80-385 (101 amino acids)
Molecular function (GO): signaling receptor activity
Source: RefSeq, a predicted model, not a curated record